Molecule: messenger RNA, 741 nt
Organism: Rhododendron vialii
Lineage: Eukaryota; Viridiplantae; Streptophyta; Magnoliopsida; Ericales; Ericaceae
Product: zinc finger CCCH domain-containing protein 54
Exons: 2
Coding region: 1-741 (246 amino acids)
Molecular function (GO): metal ion binding
Source: RefSeq, a predicted model, not a curated record
AUGAUCAAGUCCGUCUCGGCCCUUCCCUACUACGAGUUGUCUGAGCAGGAGCUGGCCCUGAUCGCCCCAACCCACUACUACCCGGACCUGUUCGACGAGCCGAUAUACUCGUCCGACGAGUUCCGGAUGUACGGGUUCAAGGUCAAGCGGUGCCCCAGGUUGCGGAGCCACGACUGGACCCAGUGUCCGUUCGCGCACCGCGGCGAGAAGGCCCGUCGCAGGGACCCGCGGCGGUACCACUACGAAGCGGUGGCCUGCCCGGACUUCCGCAACAACGUGUGCCGCCGCGGGGACGCGUGCCAUUACGCCCACGGGGUCUUCGAGUAUUGGCUCCACCCCACCAAGUACCGCACGCGCGCGUGCAAUGCUGGCGGGCUCUGCCAGCGCAGGGUGUGUUUCUUCGCCCACUCGCCCCACGAGUUGCGUGACGACGACAAGUACCAUUGCUUUUGCGACUUGGGGCCCGACGGCGGAGUUCCGAUGGUGGGAGCCGUGCCAUCGGCCACAGCGAUACCCUUUGUGCCGGCGGAGAGGGCUGCAGUGGGUGGUGGUCGUGGCCGCAGAAGUGGCGGUGGCGGGAGUCCGGAUUUUCUGGCGAGUUUGAGUGGGUUGACCAUAAGGGAAGGGGAUGGGAAUGGGAGUGGGAUUUUCCGGUGGGGAGGGUGGGAGCCCGCGGAGACCGCGGCAGCGGCGGCGGCAGAGGGGCCGGAUAUCGAGUGGAUAACGGAUAUCAUGGAGUAA